AUGGAAGCAGGCAGCAAAAAGUGGCGUGGGGCAGCUGAGUUUCGGGAACCCCGCAAUACUUUCUCGUCUGGUAUAAACAUUACGCCCCCCCUCCCCAGGCGUCUGCACCUGCACAGGAAGAGGUCGGAGGUCAAAGGUCAGAUGGCCGGAGUCUCUCUGCUCAAACCGCUGAAGGGCGUUGACCCGAACUUGAUCAGCAACCUGGAGACUUUCUUCACUCUGGACUACCCCAAGUACGAGGUGUUGCUGUGUGUGCAGGACCAGGACGACCCGGCGGUGGAUGUGUGUAAGAAGCUGUUGGGGAAAUAUCCCAGCGUUGACGCCCGUCUGUUCAUCGGGGGGAAGAAAGUUGGAAUCAAUCCCAAGAUCAACAACCUGAUGCCGGGCUACGAGGGAGCCAAGUAUGGGCUGGUGUGGAUCUGUGACAGCGGCAUCCGAGUGAAACCAGACACCCUGACAGAUAUGACCAAUCAGAUGACAGAGAAGGUGGGGUUGGUCCACGGGUUGCCGUACGUUGCUGACCGCCAGGGCUUCGCCGCCACCCUGGAACAGGUGUAUUUCGGGACCUCCCACCCUCGCUCCUACAUCUCGGCUAACGUGACGGGGAUCAAGUGUGUGACGGGGAUGUCGUGUCUGAUGAGGAAGGACGUGUUGGACCAGGCCGGAGGACUGGUGGCCUUCGCCCAGUACAUCGCUGAGGACUACUUCAUGGCUAAAGCCAUCGCUGACAGAGGCUGGAAGUUCUCCAUGGCGACACAGGUGGCGAUGCAGAACUCUGGCUCGUACUCUAUUGGCCAGUUCCAGUCCCGCAUGAUCAGGUGGACGAAGUUGCGGAUCAACAUGUUGCCGGGCACCGUGCUGGAACCUGUCUCCGAGUGCUUCCUGGCGAGCCUCAUCAUUGGCUGGGCCGCUCAUUAUGUGUUCAGGUGGGACAUGAUGGUGUUCUUCAUGUGCCACUGCCUGGCCUGGUUCAUCUCGGACUACAUCCAGCUCACUGGAGUCCAGGGUGGUGCUCUCUGCUUCUCUAAGCUGGACUUCGCUGUGGCCUGGUUCAUCAGGGAGUCCAUGGCCGUGCAGAUCUUCCUGUCGGCCCUCUGGGACCCCACCAUCAGCUGGAGGACCGGGCGUUACCGGCUGCGCUGCGGGGGGACGGCCGAGGAGAUCCUCGACGUGUAGACUGUGUGUGUGUGUGUGUGUGACUGUGACUGUUUGUUUCUGAGAGAGAGAGUGUGUGUGUGUGAGUGUGUGUGUGAGUGCGUGUGUUUUUAACUAUUUAUGUUCCUUUGGUGCUAAAACUUAUUGAUGCCAGAACAAGCCAAUGAGAGCGCAGGGUGAAAGAAGAGGAGGGAUGCGUCGCACUGAACCACCUGAUCUUUGAUCAGAACGCCAAACAGCCAAUCAGGGGGGAGCACUCAGAACACUAUCUCCUGAUUGGCUGCUGUACGAAAAUCCUUAGAGCUGAUUGGAGAGUAUUGUGCUGCCUUGAACCCUGACUAAAGGUGAAACUGGGUUGGGGGGGUUCAGGAGUUUCUUAGACCCUAACCCCCCUUCAGUCAGGCUUCAGGACAGAGGACCCCCCCCCCUCUCUGUUUUAGCUGUAUCUGAACUUUGUGCAGAAUUUAGUUUGUCAUAUUUUUCAGCUCCAAAACAUUUCUUCUCAAAGACUGAAAAUAAAGACUGAAUUCACCUUCCUGAGAGGGUAAGAGAGGGUUAGAGAGGGUUAGAGAGGGUUAGAGAGGGUUAGAGAGGGUAAGAGAGGGUUAGAGAGGGUAAGAGAGGGUUAGAGAGGGUUAGAGAGGGUUAGAGAGGGUUAGAGAGGGUAAGAGAGGGUUAGAGAGGGUAA
This is a messenger RNA of Eleginops maclovinus (Patagonian blennie), 1843 nucleotides long. It is a transcript of the gene ugcg, whose product is annotated as UDP-glucose ceramide glucosyltransferase. The record is from RefSeq and is a predicted model, not a curated record. Gene Ontology annotation, cellular component: membrane. NCBI's taxonomy places the organism in Eukaryota, Metazoa, Chordata, Actinopteri, Perciformes, Eleginopidae. Gene Ontology annotation, molecular function: ceramide glucosyltransferase activity. The transcript is spliced from 10 exons. Gene Ontology annotation, biological process: glucosylceramide biosynthetic process. The coding region runs from base 1 to 1176 and encodes 391 amino acids.